Medicago truncatula (barrel medic) is the source of this 3353-nucleotide messenger RNA. RefSeq names its product auxin response factor 2B. Bases 314 to 2815 code for a protein of 833 amino acids. The transcript is spliced from 14 exons. Gene Ontology annotation, cellular component: nucleus. The record is from RefSeq and is a predicted model, not a curated record. NCBI's taxonomy places the organism in Eukaryota, Viridiplantae, Streptophyta, Magnoliopsida, Fabales, Fabaceae. Gene Ontology annotation, biological process: response to hormone; regulation of DNA-templated transcription. Gene Ontology annotation, molecular function: DNA binding.
GGAAAAGCAGGUAAACCUGUUAUCACCGGUUGUAUCUCAUUUAACCGCGGUUAAAAUCAUUGACCACUCUAGUUAAAGUCCUCUCUUCCGACACUCCUUCUGGUCCUCCUGCUACCAUUUAUCAUCAUCAUCUUAGAGAGAGAGAGAGAUAAAAAUAACAAAACAAAAUAUUGAGAGAGAGAGAGAGAUAGAAAACUUAGAGAGAGAAAGUGGGUAGUUGAACGAGUCAUCGUCAAUUGAAGGCUUGUUUCUUUGUUUUUGAAGAUCAAGAAGAAGAACGUUGUUGUUGUUGUUGAGUUUUCAUGAAGAGUGGAUGUUUGGGAUGAGAGAUCUGGAAGAAGAAAGAAACAUGGCAUCAUCAGAAGUAUCUAUGAAGGGAAAUUCUGUCAACGGAAAAGGUGAAAACAACGUUGAUGGUGUUGGAGAUGCUCAAAAUGGUUCUUCAUCGUCAUCAACAGGAAGAGAAGCUGAAGCUGCACUUUACAGAGAACUAUGGCAUGCGUGUGCUGGUCCUUUGGUAACAGUUCCAAGAGAAGGAGAACUUGUGUUCUAUUUUCCACAAGGACAUAUUGAACAGGUGGAAGCUUCAACAAAUCAAGCAUCGGAACAACACAUGCCGGUUUACGAUCUCCGACCUAAGAUCCUUUGUCGGGUCAUCAACGUUAUGCUAAAGGCGGAGCCAGAUACUGAUGAGGUGUUUGCACAAGUGACUUUGGUACCAGAGCCCAAUCAAGAUGAAAAUGCUGUUGAGAAAGAAGCUCCACCUGCUCCUCCGCCGAGAUUUCAUGUUCAUUCGUUUUGUAAAACGUUGACCGCAUCUGAUACCAGUACUCAUGGUGGUUUUUCUGUACUUAGACGACAUGCUGAUGAAUGUCUUCCUCCUCUGGAUAUGUCAAAGCAACCACCUACACAGGAAUUGGUGGCCAAGGAUCUGCAUGGGAAUGAGUGGCGUUUUAGGCAUAUUUUUCGCGGUCAACCGCGUAGACAUUUGCUGCAGAGUGGUUGGAGUGUUUUUGUCAGUUCUAAGAGGCUGGUUGCUGGGGAUGCAUUUAUAUUUCUGAGAGGUGAGAAUGGGGAGCUUCGAGUUGGUGUCAGGCGUGCAAUGAGACAGCAGGGUAAUGUUCCAUCCUCGGUUAUCUCUAGCCAUAGCAUGCAUCUUGGUGUUCUUGCAACUGCCUGGCAUGCUGUUUUGACUGGGACCAUGUUCACUGUUUAUUACAAACCCCGGACUAGUCCAGCGGAGUUUAUUGUUCCGUAUGAUCAAUACAUGGAGUCUCUAAAAAAUAAUUAUACAAUAGGCAUGCGGUUCAAAAUGAGGUUUGAGGGUGAAGAGGCUCCUGAGCAAAGGUUUACGGGUACCAUUGUUGGAAUUGAAGAUUCCGACUCCAAAAGAUGGCCAACAUCUAAAUGGAGAUGUCUCAAGGUUAGAUGGGAUGAAACAUCUAACAUACCUCGUCCUGAGAGAGUUUCCCCUUGGAAAAUAGAGCCUGCUCUUGCUCCUCCAGCUCUAAAUCCUCUUCCAAUGCCCAGGCCUAAAAGGCCCCGUGCUAACGUGGUGCCGUCAUCCCCAGAUUCUUCUGUUCUUACCCGCGAAGCAUCGUCAAAAGUAAGCAUGGACCCUUUGCCCACUAGUGGUUUCCAGAGGGUCUUGCAAGGUCAAGAAUCAUCGACCUUGAGAGGAAAUUUGGCUGAAAGCAACGACUCUUACACUGCAGAGAAGUCUGUUGCGUGGACUCCUGCAACUGAUGAAGAAAAGAUGGAUGCUGUUUCUACUUCAAGAAGGUAUGGUUCAGAGAACUGGAUGCCAAUGUCAAGGCAGGAACCAACGUAUUCGGACCUUCUGUCGGGAUUUGGUAGUACCCGUGAAGGCAAACAUAACAUGCUUACUCAAUGGCCUGUAAUGCCACCUGGUCUGUCGCUAAAUUUCUUGCACUCCAAUAUGAAAGGUUCUGCACAAGGCAGUGAUAAUGCAACUUACCAAGCUCAAGGGAAUAUGAGAUACAGUGCAUUUGGUGAUUACUCAGUGCUUCAUGGACAUAAAGUUGAAAAUCCACACGGAAACUUUUUGAUGCCACCACCACCACCAACACAAUACGAGAGUCCCCAUUCCAGAGAAUUGUCACAGAAACAAAUGUCUGCAAAAAUAAGUGAGGCUGCAAAACCAAAAGACAGUGACUGUAAGCUAUUCGGCUUCUCGCUUCUCAGUAGCCCAACUAUGCUGGAGCCUUCAUUAUCUCAAAGAAAUGCUACAAGUGAGACUUCUAGUCACAUGCAAAUUUCAUCACAACAUCACACAUUUGAAAAUGAUCAGAAGUCCGAACAUUCAAAGAGCUCCAAACCAGCAGAUAAACUAGUCAUAGUUGAUGAGCAUGAGAAGCAGUUGCAAACUUCUCAGCCUCAUGUUAAAGAUGUUCAACUCAAACCUCAAAGUGGUUCUGCUAGAAGCUGCACGAAAGUUCACAAGAAAGGGAUUGCGCUUGGUAGGUCAGUUGAUCUUACAAAGUUUAGUGACUAUGACGAAUUAACUGCUGAAUUGGAUCAGCUAUUUGAAUUUAGAGGUGAACUAAUAUCUCCACAAAAGGAUUGGCUUGUUGUCUUCACUGAUAAUGAGGGUGACAUGAUGCUUGUUGGCGACGAUCCAUGGCAGGAGUUUUGUUCAAUGGUUCGCAAAAUAUAUAUCUACCCCAAAGAAGAGAUUCAGAAAAUGAGCCCGGGUACACUGAGUUCAAAAAAUGAAGAGAAUCAUUCAGCUACCGAUGGUGGAGAUGCACAAGAAACUAAAUCUCAGCUGAAUCAAUCAGCUUCAGAUAAUUGAUUAUUUGGUAGAUUGGAUUUUCUUAGCAUCCAGAUUCCGGAUUUUGGAAUGGAAAGAAGUAGAGGACUGUCAUAAAGCCAGCCAGCCAGUUAGAGAAAAUGUGUAUGACCUGAACAAGUAACUUUUUAAUUCUGAAGAGUAUGUGUUUGGAAUCAGAAUAUGGAGUAGAGUUUCCAUCCGAUUUUGGACCGUGUCGUGGAUUUAGUGUUAGUAGUAUAUUUAUAUAUAUGACUUUCCAAUUAUAAUAUAUAGUCCUAGUAUAUAUAAAUAGUAUAGUAAGUAAUUGUGUCUUGAGCUAGGCAAUAUGGUAUGGGGUGUAUUGACCUGCAUUUUUCAUCAAUCCUUGUUCAUAGUUUCUUUUCCAUCUCUCUAGAAGACAAGAACCCCUUCCCCCUCAACCCCCAUUAAUGUAAUUAAGUAGUUCAUAUACAAGUGCGGUUUAUCUGAUUUUUAUUUUUGAUUGACACUUAUUUUUAGUAGAAAAAUUUGUGCUAGUAAUAGUAGUAUGUGGAAAAUUUAUUGAGGAAAUCAAUUUGCA